AUGACUCAGCGUCAGUCAGCCUCCCUGGAAAUCUCCUCCCAAGUUGUCCUUCUGAGCACCCAGAUUUCCCCGAGCCUGUCGCGCAACUCGGUCCCAUCUCCAUUUCCAUCCAUCCACUUUCAGGACGCGCCACCCAAACGCGCCCUUUUGAUUUCCCUUUCCUCCCCUAACAUUAGCUCGCCCAUUUACUCGCUUUCUUUCAAUCCCGUGAAAGUACCCGCUCCCCCCUCCCAUAUCCCAUCGCGGGAGCUCCGACCAUUGCUCCCAAACAUCACGUCUCCCAUCGCCAAGCAUCCCAUACAACCACCUUCUUGUCGCAUUAACGACAAGUAA
Penicillium nucicola is the source of this 333-nucleotide messenger RNA. RefSeq lists its product as uncharacterized. The transcript has 2 exons. Lineage: Eukaryota; Fungi; Ascomycota; Eurotiomycetes; Eurotiales; Aspergillaceae. Bases 1 to 333 code for a protein of 110 amino acids. The record is from RefSeq and is a predicted model, not a curated record.